AUGACUAUUCGUCUGAGUACCCAUGGAUGGUGUGUGCUGAUUAUAAGCAUUUUGGUUAUCUUUUUGUACUAUCUGUCGUCAUUUAAUCCUAUCGGACAUCUUAAAGGGGAAGUUACCAGUGUUCGAAGAUUGUUAACUCGCUGCAUACAUCUUUCCGAAGAAGCUGGUGGUCUUAUAAAAUUUAUAAGUCUGAAGCAUAACCUUAAUUCACGUACCAAACACGGGGGUAUUUUGAAGCAAGAGCCUUUGACGGAUGCUGACCUGGGAUCUCAUCAAAUAAUCGUGUCGGGUUUGGCCUCGGCCUUUCCAGAGCUACUAGUUCGCUCCGAGGAGCAUGAAUUACCAACACACCGUCUGCUUGAUUAUAAAGAAAGUGUUUAUCAUUCGGAUUUUCAAAGUUCUCUUCCUAAUGAUGAUCUCUUUGUGCCUAUUACAGAUUUGGUUAUAUGGGUAGAUCCUUUAGACGGAACUCAAGAAUAUACAGAAGGUUUAAAUGAAUAUGUUAGCGUCAUGAUAUGUAUUGUACUUCAUGAUCACCCAAUAGCUGGUAUUAUUCAUCAACCGUUUCUUAAUAAAACAUACUGGGGUUGGGGUUCAUAUGCAUUAUCAUCUGAUUUACGAAUGGCCAUAAAUUCUCGUCCUGUUCAUUCGUUAAAAAACGAUUUGUCAAUUACUUAUUCACGUUCACAUUUAAACGAAUCACUCCUAAAAGAUUUGACCAAAUUUGUAUAUCCGAAACCGGUUCAUUUUAUACCAGCAGGUGGUGCGGGUCCUUCAUCUCAAUAUUAUGAGCAUAAUCACCAAAUCAACUAUCUUUCCAGUGAAAAUUCAAACAAUCCUGUUUCACAUUGUAAGUCUUAUGAUGAACAGUAUUGCAAUGUAGGGAGUGGUCAUACUGGUCAAAUUACACGCUAUCAAAAGAGAUGGACUCAAAAUGAUCAAGGCAAUAACGAAUACGGUUCUCAUGCUUCAGAAGUUUAUGAUUAUCAUCAUUCUUACUCUCUUGAAAGGUCAUUUAACUCGUCAGCUGCUAGACCAACUAAUCCUUAUAACCAACCCUAUCCACGUUUUAGCCAGAAUAAUCGUAACAUGUGGCCUAGAAAUCCCGAGUCUUUCCAACCCGUAGAUGGCUUCCCUCCACCUGCGCAAUUCGACGAUAUGCAACUUCACCGUCCAAGUUAUCAAUAUCAAGAGGAGCCUAAAUAUAUUCCUCUCAGUGAAGAUACACCGGUGAUUGAAAGUAAACAAUUCCGUGGAUGUCAUGAUCACGACUACCGCAUUACAAUACAAAGUCCUACAGUUCCGUCUGGUAGUAUGGAAGAAAAUUGGAAAGAUGUAGACACUCGUCCUAUUCUGCCUAGCGACAGUGAUCACACAAGCCCGGCAAUAUUUCCGUCGGCUAUUGCAAAUAAAGCCCUAGCUGAUCCCAGACCAAUUUCACUUAUCCCAACGCCCAUUAUUGAAUCUUCGUGUAAGCCCAGGGGUCGUAUCACACAUCUGCCUGUUCCGGAACAUCUAAUGACAGCUUUCGAGGAAGCUGCUGCAAGCACUGGAGUUUGGCCUCCAAAGGGUUUAGAACCAGAACAAACCGGAGGUGGUAAUACCAAACCUCGUGCUCUCCCCGCUUGGCUUCGUGAUGAAUUAGAAAAAUUGGAAAAGAAAAAAGCUAAAGAAUUGGCUGCUGUAUCUGGAGCUACUGUUUUAGGGGCUGCUCCUGAUGCUAAAAGGGAUGAUGAAGGUGAUAUCGUUAUGGAGGAUGAAGCUAAAACUGAUGUCCAAACAAUAAAAUCUCUAUUGAACAAUAAUGAAGAAUCAGACGGUGAUGUCAAGGAACAGGAAAGUCCUUUUGAUAUUUCAAGUAAUCCUGUUGGUGACCUCCAGUCCCCGUUUUCAUCUCGAAGUCAACCUCCUACGGAAUUAGAGGAAAUCUCAAACCCUGAAACUGCGGUAAAACAACUAACUACAGAUAAUUCUCAAAGUAUUUUACCCAACAUUCCUGCAUCAUUAACGCCUACACAUCUGCUAUCCCUUCAAGAAUUUCGUGAGUUGUUCACAUCAUUAUCGGACGAAGAACAAAGGACUGAAACGGCUCGUUUUAUUACCCGCACGCUGACGGAGGCUCUGCUGGCUGUUACGACCGAACUUAUUGACGGCAUAGUAGAAGAAGUAAUGACAGAAGCGGUUUCAGGGAAAUCGCAUGUUCUACCAUCAGAAGACUCUCCAUCUGUCGAGAUAAAAUCCCCAAUUCUAGGUUUGGUCUCUUAUAAUAGUGAAAGUGAGUCAGAAUCUGAGCAAAACGUGUUGGAAAGUAAACUACCCACAAAUAAGUUAUCAGGUAUACUACCAGGUGAUGUUCCUGAUGAUAUAAAACAUGACUAUACAUCACAGAAUAGUCCUAGUAAUGAAAAUAAUAAAAUUGUCACUGGAAAUGGGAAAUUUCAAGCUGUACAAGAAAAUUAUCAUGAAAAGCAUUCUUAUUCCUCCAGCACUCAUCAGAAAUCUUCUAAACGCUAUAAAAAUGAAAAAGAAACGGAUAUGGCCGUCACAAUUUCUCGUUCGCGUUCCAAACAUUCACAUAAAAGGAGAACAAAUUCACGGCAUUCGCAUCGCAGUCGUAAAAGAGAUUCUCGUGGUUCGUCAACAGCUUCUUCAGAAUCUUCAAGUUCUAAUCAUGGGAACCAAAAAGUAGGAUUCUCUCGAUUCAGUCGAUCCUCAGCGGACCACAUUAAAAGUGUUCGGUCACCAAGACAUUAUUUUGCCAAGUCCAGUCAUUCGAAACAUUCUCAUCAUAAAAUGUUAACCUGUCUUCGGUUUGCACUUAUAAUCCUUAGUUCACAAGUGAGAUUUCAGACAGGUAAUUUUAUCAUUUGGUAUGGAAAUAUUCGGUUUCCCAACAACACAACUGUUCAUAUGAUCUUAAUUUCUUUUUCAUAUAAAUAUGUGUACAAAGUACCAAUCAUUUGUCUACUUAAAAAUAAUCUACUACCAGUCUCCGUCUUAUUCUUUGUCUUAUUGAUUGUGCUAGCUUCAGCCGUAAUGUAUAUAUGUGAUUAAUAUCGCUUUUCGAGUACUAGUUAGCUUUGAAAGUGUACAAAUUCAAUUCACCUGUUAUUCACACAGACCGUCUAUGGAGCGUAAUGUAUAAUCAUAUUUGAUAAUUAUUGACGAUUCAUCAAUUUCCAGAAUUCGGUCAUAGGCUCGUAUAUUAAGUUGUUGCUGAUUAAGUCCUUGGAAUUGCGGUUCAGCUCCC
Molecule: messenger RNA, 3250 nt
Organism: Schistosoma rodhaini
Lineage: Eukaryota; Metazoa; Platyhelminthes; Trematoda; Strigeidida; Schistosomatidae
Source: the annotation of a GenBank genome assembly